AUGCAGUUACCUCCCUUAUCAACCGGAAGUAAAUAUGUUCUGUUGUAAACAGGUUGAAUUUGUAACUGAUAAACAACGAUUUAUGCUGUGACAGUGUUGUAGAAUGAGUAUUUGCUUCAGUUCACAGACUGAUAAUGUCCAGCCUCCUUGAUUCCAUUACCGGAAACAAUGUCCAGUUACUGAGAGCAAUUCUUCUAGAACAUCAAUACAGCCAAGCAGAUUUAAAAGAUGGUUUAUUUUUCGCUUGUGGUAGCGGUAACAUCGACUGCGCUGUUGCUAUUUUAGAGACUGGAAUAUCACCAAAUGUCCACAACAACGAGGAAUAUACACCUUUAACUCUAGCAUCCAGAGGGGGACACAGUACAACUGUCGAUCUCCUCAUUAGAUGGAAUGCUGAUGUCAAUCUUGCAGGUGGUUCCAUAGGAAAUAGUCCGUUACAUUAUGCUUCAAAUGAUGGUUAUUUGGAAAUAUGCCGUCUACUAAUAGAUUCAAAGUGUGACAUAAACAUGUGUAACUCACGUGCAGAUACACCGCUAAUUUUAGGCUCAACAAAUGGUCAUUUGGGAAUAGUUGAGUACUUACUCGAGAAAAACGCAUCUGUUAGGCGUCGAGGUUACCAUGAAAGAACUGCACUUCAUUGUGCAACUGAAAAUGGUCACUUGGAAGUUUGCCGUCUUCUUAUAAAUGCAAAUGCUGAUCUCGAGGAAGAAGAUACAUUCGGAAACACACCUUUAAUAUGUGCAGCUGAAAAGGGGUUUGUGGAAGUUUUAAGGCUGCUUCUCCGUCACAACUGCGAUGUUAAUCGAAUGAGUCAUAGUGCUGCAACUGCCCUACAUUUUGCAGCACAACAUGGUGACGUUGAGGUCUGUAGUCUUUUACUAGAUGGAGGAGCAGAAAUAGAUGCUCAAGAUAUACGUAAAUUUACACCAUUGAUGAUGGCAUCCCUGAAUGGUCAUGACGAAAUAAUAAAUCUUUUGGUUAAUAGAAAAUGUAAUGUAAAUAUGGCUGCCUACAACAAGAGAACAGCCCUCCAUCUAGCAGCAGAAAGAGGCAACCUUCAGUGUUGUAAAGUAUUACUGAAGGCCGGGGCAAACAUAGAUGCCCAAGACUCACUAGGCUGCACACCGAUCUAUAAUGCCGCCAUUAAAGGCCAGGCCAGUAUUGUCCGCUUCUUCAUAUCAAAUGGUGCUGAUUUGGUUGUCCGACCGAAAAACGGAAAUUCUCUUCUUCAUUUCGCAGCUUCAGGGGGUAGCAUGGAAUGCUGCCAGGAACUGAUUGAUACUGGAUUUGAUGUUAAUGCUCAAAAUCGAGAUGGCAUAACGCCAUUGAUAUCAGCCGUCAACGGCAAGCAGAUAAAGGCGGCACGAUUUUUACUUGAUGCUGGUUCAGAUACGAACUUUAAAGGUUUACACGGAAUGACGGCACUCAAUGAAGCUGUGUUUUACAACUGUCCACAGCUUGUUGCCUUGCUUCUUGAACGUGGUGCUGAUCCAGACAUUGAAGAUGAUGCCGGAACAUUGCCGCUUUGGUUUGCUGUGGACGGCUUUAGUAUUGAAUCUGUUAAAUUGUUGUUGAAUGCAAACUGUAGGUACAAUGUUCACUCAACACUGAGUAGCUACUGUGGGCCAUGUAAUCCUAUUGAACAUGCAGUCCACAAAAAGAAAAGACAGGUUCUUCGUUAUUUAGUCGCUGCUUACUGUGUAGAAACUUUAAACAUUUUGAGAAAUCACCUACCUGUCAUAGAGAAAAUGACCGCGUUAGAACCGGACAUGGUCGAUUAUACAAGAAACCUUGCUGCAGUUCCUCGUCCAUUGACAGAGUACUGCCGAAAUCGUAUACGAAGUUGUUUAGGAAGGCAGACCAAUCUUCCAAAAAUAGUAGACAAGCUCAAUCUACCGACAUCAAUCAAAACUUUCAUUCUAUUUGGGGAACUGGAUACUGAGUAGCUAGACUAGUCAACACUUUUCUUAGACGCGUUAGUAUAUGUAUGUAUGCAUGUGUAAACUUAAACAUGCAGUAUACUUGAAAAAAAACUUGACUUUUACAUGAUUUAUAAAAAGUUUUCAGCUUGCUUAUCCAAACUGUGCAUUUUUAAGAUCUUUCUUUGCUCGUUUCUUAUCGCAAUAACUCGUUAUAACAUGUGCUUUUAUGACUGACCGUCAUGCAUUUAAUUUUUAUAAAAGAAACACAACUCGGGAAAAUACCUUUUCGACAUGAAGCGAUCGAUCGCAGCUGGACGAACUUGGUUUGCGUUCUUCCAAUAUACUUUGUAUUAUAAAGAAAUAAGCAAACAUUUAAAAGAAUAUAUAGUCGGACAAAAUACACACUUGCAAAUUAAAAGCUCCCCUACAUCAGUGAACAUCAUCAUCGGUGUCAUUAGUCUUAAACUGCUCAAAUUACAAAAAGCUCAAUCGUCAAAAAGAUAGCAGUUUAGCGUACCAAAAGGCUAGCAUAUAUCUUACAAUAAUAUAAGUACCUAUUAAACGACUGAAUAUAUACGAAGCUGUGUGCUUAAGAUAAGGAUGGGUUAAAAUAUGUAAGUAUUUAAAAUUCUCUUUUAUUCCAGUGGCAGCUAGUAGGUCAAAAGUAUGUCACUUAGGACAAAAUAAACAUAUUUUUACAAUUAUAUACACCAAUUAUCGGGUUUUUUUUUAGACAUCUUUGGCGACUAUAUAUACUACCAUUGUAUUUUUUUUAUUUUAUUUAAGUUACUGUGACUAUGUUGCUUGGUUGGCAACAUCAUUGAAUAACAAUUUUUCAAAUCUGAUAAACUAAUUUGGGAUAGUUGUUGCCAAUUUGAGAGAAGCGCUCUUAUUGAUUAUUUUGGAUGGAGCUAGAUAAAAUUCCGUUUUAUCACAGUUCUACACUAUUUUCUAAAAGAGAACUAAAAUUUCUUACAUUUGCAGUAUCAGUGUAUCAUAUACUUGCAUAAAUGGGACCAAUAAAUGAUAGACAAGUCCCGUAUCGAUCAUAUAGCAAAUUUCUAAUUUUUAUAUUCGAACUAUCACAAUUCCACAUUUAAGCAGUGUUGCGUUCUAUAUCGUAGCGGCUAUGUAGUGCUACGUAUAUUUUUGUCAACUGAACGAGAAGCUAGCCUAGCAGCUAUCAAUAUCUAUGUAGCAGCUAGGCUAGCUACACGUUCAAUAGACAUAAACCUACGUAGCCCUAUGUAGCCUUAUCGCAACCCUGGUCGUCGUUAAUUGGAGAAAUAAACUGUUAUUGUUUAGGAAUAAAAAAGGGAGCUGUGGGAACAGUAUACUGAUAUUUUCCUUCAUACUUCAGAGAUGUUUUUAAUAUUUCAAUGUUGUGACUUAAAAAUAUAUUGAGGUUAAAAGUUUAACAGAUUUUUCUCACAAAAAAACUUUUAAGAACAGGGGCACCUGUCCAACUUCAUAUUGCAUGUUUUUCUAAUAUAUUUGAAUUUUCAAUGUUUUAAUCAUAAACAGCUGUUGUUACAAAUGUGGCUUUACCAUACUAGCAUGUACCAAUUUUUAGAUGUCUGCAAAUAUUAUUGUUACUGAUAUAUUUACUUUGUUAAGCUUUUUUGCAGUUUAUAACCUUUUGAAAUUUUAAAUUGAACAUAUCUUUUAAUGCUGUACGUGUUAUAUGAUAAUCAAAUAAAGGUGAUGAAAUGUU
Molecule: messenger RNA, 3636 nt
Organism: Mytilus trossulus (common blue mussel)
Lineage: Eukaryota; Metazoa; Mollusca; Bivalvia; Mytilida; Mytilidae
Product: ankyrin repeat domain-containing protein 17-like
Exons: 2
Coding region: 135-1946 (603 amino acids)
Biological process (GO): intracellular signal transduction
Molecular function (GO): protein binding
Source: RefSeq, a predicted model, not a curated record